Molecule: messenger RNA, 3545 nt
Organism: Aureobasidium pullulans EXF-150
Lineage: Eukaryota; Fungi; Ascomycota; Dothideomycetes; Dothideales; Saccotheciaceae
Exons: 1
Coding region: 51-3437 (1128 amino acids)
Biological process (GO): maturation of 5.8S rRNA from tricistronic rRNA transcript (SSU-rRNA, 5.8S rRNA, LSU-rRNA); maturation of LSU-rRNA from tricistronic rRNA transcript (SSU-rRNA, 5.8S rRNA, LSU-rRNA)
Cellular component (GO): nucleolus
Source: RefSeq, a predicted model, not a curated record
GUUUUCUGCAAGGCCUGGACGUCUUCAUCAUAUCAACCAACUUUUAUAAGAUGUCAAAAAGAUUCGCAGAGUCCGAUGGCUCAGAAGUAAGGGAUAACAAGCGCCCGAAAACACAGCCUCCGGUCGCUGUGAUCCCGGCCACAGAUAUCUUCUCCGCUCGCCAGCUUCAGGAACUUCUUUCAUUCAGCCAAGACGGUGUUCAGGAUUUGAGAAAUGGUAUCCAAUCUUUCAAGCAGUUUCUGGAGCUCAUCCUCUACGAAAAGGACGAGCCCAAUCGCCCGGCCAAGAUCAACAUUCUCAACGACUAUCUGGAUGCUGCCAAAUUGAAGGCUGCUCGCGACAAGGAUGCUGAAUAUCUUCCCGAUUUUAUGCAAGCUUGGGGCUUUGCAAACCAGACCAACAAUGACUACUUGGCUUCAUCCGUCUCAUCCAUUCUGGCCUUACUCCUAAAGACAAUCGCUACUCUUCUCGAAUCUCGCGAAUACGGCAUCUUGCUUAUCAAGACUCUAUUGAACCAUGCUCAGCUCAAGCUCAUCUCGAGAAGUGUCUCUGCCCCCAAGCACAAGGAACAUGUUAUUUCGCCCUCGCUCCGUAUACUCACCGAAAUGGUCUCAUUUGAUGGCGGUCUUAUGGCUAAGCAGGUCUACUCAAAACGUGACUUCACAUUCGAGUCCAAGAUUGUGGCUCGUAAUCUCUGUUUGGUAAAGAGUGGAUCUGGUCCUUCCGUACGCUCCAACGCCGUCCGUUAUCUGCUUGCGAACUUCAAGUACCAAGGAGAAGGCGCCAAGAUUGAUAUUCUCAAGAAUGGUCAUAUCAUCAAGGCUUUGUUUGACCACCUAAAGGACGAUUCAGCCGACGCUCUUCAAGAAACCUUCAAAACGCUGGAAACUGGUAUCCUACGUGAUGAGACUAUCGCUCGUGCAACCAAGACCCAGACGAUUAGCGAACGCUCUCUGGCCGGUGUUCUUGCUGCUCUUCGCACUUUCGCCGCCACAGAAAGCCCGACCGGCGACGACUCUACCCUCAUCCGUGGCAAGUCAGCAACGAUAUCCUUCUUGAAGCUUGUCAGUACCACACCUUCUCUUGGUCUUUUACGUCUCAGUGGUUGGUACCCUCCAGGCAGCGAGCGACACACCAGAGACCAGAAUGACGAUGUCGACGCGGACCUCGCACUCGACCUUGGACUGGACUCCGUCGACUGGUACAACAAAUUCCAAGGCCAAGUCACUGUACGGAACACUAUCCUGUCCGGCUUUUCGCAAACUCUCAAACCAUAUGCGAGCGAAGAAGAGAGGGACAUCCUGCUCUCAAUCUUCACUGCUGCUCCUGAGAUCAUCGCAGAUUACUACUUCGCAAGGGGAGAGAAAUUCUCUUUCGAGCCAAAACUCACCAACACAUGGAUUGGAUACGCGUCCUUCCUCUUUUCAUCUGUCCAAGUUCCUUUCCCCAAGUACUUCGGAGCGCAAGAUCACUACACAAGCUGCCCUCCGCCAGUCUCAAUUGCCAUCGAAAACAUUCUGCCUCUACCUCUCACUCAAAGGAUCCUGACCAAGUCUCUGAAUCAGUCCUCCGACCUCAUCACUUUGUUUGCUGUUCGUAUCUUGGUGGUUGCUUUCCAAAAGUUGCAGCAAGUUCUGCAAGCAUUCAACGUUGCAGCGACCGAAGGCAACCCCCUCUGGAAAGAAGGAUCUAUCAGACUGAUUGCGGAAUUCUGUCAAAGAUGCCCUCACGUCAAGGAUGUAAUUGCUGCUUUCCGCAAAGUCUCAGACGACAACAUUCUUCAGAAGGAGGCCAUCUCAAGACUGCUUCGCAUGUACUAUCAAGUUACACCGCAGGCCGCGCUGGAAGAAAAGUUCGAUGUUUCCCAGGCGUUGACUGUUGCCAUGUCGAGAGUCGAGACGGUAACCUCAGAUAGCGAGAAUUACGCCUUCCGUCUGUUGGAGUUGCAACAUCUACUCGUCAUUGCCCAAUGCUCUGCAGGUAUGCGUUGGUGGCACAAACAGGGUUCGCUCAAGUUUUCUCCAUUCACCACGCUUCUUCGUUUGAGCGCACAGACUCCCGUGGACCAAUCUACCGGGUCUGAGUUCAUCAACUUGCUUCAGUCAGUUAUUGACGAGCAUGGCAUCCUCCAACAACAAACGAAGCAACCGCCAGUAAAUGCUCUGAUUGCCAGUCUGGCAGACGAUGAGGCUUGGAAGCCGAGUGAUGCCCUGUACACCUUCAUUGAUGAGUGUCUCGGUCGCCUUGUCAGAAAGCCAAUCAAGUAUCUUGAUGAUCUCGACGAGUUGGCUGGUGGAUCUGAUCACGGCAAGAUCCUCAGCGUGCUAGUCACUGUCUGCCUGGAACAGAUUCCGUUCACCUCUAACCUGGCCGCAUCUGACCGCUCGAACGUGUUAAUGUGGUUCUCUCGCUUCCUUGAGCUACUCAAGCUUACGGGCGAGGAUGUCGAGUUAUUGCAGCUUAUCAGACAAAGAGUGUCGGACCUACCUGUCGUCUCAUCAAUCGAGCUCGAACCUACACUUCGAUCAGUCGCGUCUCGCAGACAGUCAGAGGAUGAUAAAACUGCAGGGCCAGCAGCUUCGUCUGAAAAGAAGUCAACAAGACAACCGCUUGCCUUCUCUGAGCCUCCUGUCGAAAAGCAUAAUCACCCUGAGCUGAGUAGAUGGCAACAAAAGGAGUUGGAGGAGUCCCUUGAGAACGGCGACAUCGACAGCCUCAUUCUGUGCUUGUCUUCAAAGGAUAGUUCUGUCAGACUGCAAGCACAUGCAGCGAUUCGCAAACUCAUGGCUAAGGUGAAGGAGUCCACGAAUGACGACAAGGAUCAGAUCUAUCUCUUGCUUGGUGAGCUUUCAGAAACCGUCUCCGAAAUGUCGCCCCCCAUUGCACAACAACCACUUCCUUACAUCGCCAGUGUGUUCGCUACGCAGGCUCUCAGUAUUCUCCAAGACCCUUCGCAUUUCAUGUAUCCCAAGGUCAACAAGUACCUAAACAAGGGUCCCAUCUGGAAUGUCGGAAAGUUGGCUAAUUACUGGGUUGAUAAGUCUGUGCUUGAGACGCCCGAAGAAGAUGACAAGCACUGGGCAGAGAUUGAGUUUGUUCUCGAGUUUAUAAUCCUCGGCACACGGACACUCCAAGAUGUUCACCUUUUGCUCCCCCGCAACUGCAUGGAGAAGAUUCUGGAUUUGUUCGCUUCACCAUCGGCGCCGAAGGGUGUCAAGGAUGCAGUGCUGAAGGUUGCCUACAGAGUGGCUGCCGUUGGUGGUGCAACCAGCCUUGUAACCAGAACCGGCGUGCUUGCCUGGUUAGACAUGAGAUCAAAGGUCGGUGAUGUGGAUGCGGCAACUCUCGAGGUCUUGAGGCGCAAGGUGAAUGACGGUCUUGAUGAAACCAGAGUAAAGACGUGGAGCAAGGGAGCAAUGAUGGCUGUUGCAGCAUAGAGUAUAAACAUCAUCCCAGAUGACCAAAUAGCGUAGAAUCAAGCAUUCUGCAAUCGUUCAUGACAAAAUAAUCAAGAAUUGGUAUGCAAGGAGCUCCGUCCGAAAGUG